Messenger RNA from Symbiodinium natans, 675 nucleotides. Lineage: Eukaryota; Dinophyceae; Suessiales; Symbiodiniaceae. The record is from the annotation of a GenBank genome assembly.
AUGGUGGACAGCUCGAUGCAGUCCUGCGAGGUCGCAGCUGAGUUUCGGGAAAGUCAUACCCACGAGAACGAAGGGCUGUUCGAGGAGCAACCCCUUUUUGUCCUCGAAAAGCUUUACUCGACCCCGGAAGAAAAGAAGUGGCUGCAAGACAAUGACCCCACGAAUCACCGGGCACGCAUCUACAAGCACUUUGUGAAGUUCACGGACAGCAACAAGCAUUCGACAGGUGUGUCGACAGGGGUCCAAGGCCGUGCCAACCUGGGUGACGGUCAGGCAGGCCUCGCGGCACGGCAGCUCUUGUCGGAGAGUGUGAUGGCAGCUGGGGCGGCCUUCACUGACGUGCCAACCGGCAAGAAUAUGGGAAAGGGUGGUAAGGGUGGCAAAGGGAAGGGCGGUGGCAAGACUAAGCAGGCUGGCGCGCUUUCUGACGAAGACGCCGAGAUGAAGGAGCUCAACAAGGAUCUCGAUGCGAUCACCACCUUAAUGAAAUCUUGCCGGGCAGCUUCACUCACGUUGUCAAAGCUGCCACACACUGCAGAAAUGCAGCAAGCUCUCGGGGACAAAAUGGAUGUGGUGAAGGCACACCAGGAACAUCUCGAAGGUAUGGUGUUCGGCAAAAACGGCAAGAAGUGCCCUGGCCAAACUGUGCUUCUGGACAUGCUGGGCCUUAAUUGA